AUGGGUUGCUCUAUAAGAAAGUCGAAACAAAGACAAAGGGAUGAUAUUGAUUAAUUAGAACAAUUGAUUCAAUCAGAUUGUCUUGGAAACGAAUAAAAUUUUAUUCUUGUGAAAAAUCCAAUCAUAAUGAGAAGAAAUUUUAGUAAAGAAAGCCGAAAAUUAUCAGAUUCAAAACCUAUAUGA
Paramecium sonneborni is the source of this 183-nucleotide messenger RNA. The record is from the annotation of a GenBank genome assembly. NCBI's taxonomy places the organism in Eukaryota, Ciliophora, Oligohymenophorea, Peniculida, Parameciidae.